Messenger RNA from Cyprinodon variegatus (sheepshead minnow), 1130 nucleotides. RefSeq lists its product as uncharacterized. The record is from RefSeq and is a predicted model, not a curated record. Gene Ontology annotation, biological process: immune response; cellular response to lipopolysaccharide; T cell costimulation. NCBI's taxonomy places the organism in Eukaryota, Metazoa, Chordata, Actinopteri, Cyprinodontiformes, Cyprinodontidae. Gene Ontology annotation, cellular component: external side of plasma membrane. The transcript is spliced from 5 exons. The coding region runs from base 123 to 1130 and encodes 335 amino acids.
CAGACUCAGCUCACAAACAUGCGGACACUGUUCAGAGACGUGGUGAAAACCUGCUGGAACGGAACCAGAACCCGAUCCAGAGAAGGUUCUGGCUGGUCUGAGUUUGGAGCAGAAGGUCUGAGAUGUUCCUGCAGCAGCUGCUGGUGGUCCUGCUGAUUUCCCAGCAUGCCUUGGGGCUCCAGGUGUUUGAGGGGGAGGAGUCUGUCCUGCUGCCCUGUCAGGUCAAACCUUCUGUGUCCAGUGGUUCUACAACAGUUUGGGACAGAGACGACUUCCGGAUCCCCACGGUCCAUGUUCGUGAGCCGGCUGGGGAUUAUCUGAAGGACCAGAACCAGCGUUAUGAAGGUCGGACCUCAAUGAUGGAGGACGCUCUGCAGACCGGAGACCUCAGUCUGACUCUGAGGAAACCCACCUUCACCGACAGCGGGAACUUCACCUGCACCGUCCGCAGGAUGGGAGAAGAUCUGCACCAAGAAACUGUGGAGCUGCAGGUCAAAGAUCCUCCUCCUCCUGUCUGGCCCUGGGUUCUGCUUGGGGUUCUGAUCCCCAUAGUUCUGCUGGUUGGUGCAGCUGCUGUUUGGUACUACAGAUGGAAAAAGAAGCACACAGCAGUGCUUCAGUCUGAGACAGUGGAGAUCAGAGAGGGGGUGAAGUCUGUCCUGCUGCCCCUAAAAGCCAACAGAACCUUUCCCCAGGGUGUCAGAGUGGAGUGGACCCGUUCUGACCAGAACAUCAGAAUCCAUGUGUUUGAGAACGGCCAGACCCAGCCUGAGGAACAGGAGAAAAUCUAUGAAGGAAGAACAAAGAUGAGAGCAGAACCUCUGACUACAGGAGACCUCAGUCUGACUCUGAAGAGACCCCAGCUGGAGGACAAUGGGGACUAUGAAUGUAUCGUCUACAGAGGAGGAGACCUGCUGCUGAAGAAAACGGUGACCCUGAAGGUCAAAGUCUGCUCCGAUUCCUGGCCGCAAAAGAACAUGCAAGUCCUCCGCUCCCCCCGCCAAGCGCAGCAGAGGGCGUCCCAGAUCUAUCCCAGCAACAGCCACCGCUACGCCCGCUCCUUCUCAUCGUUUCGAUGCAAGCCUUGGACCCUCUUCAGCUUCUCGAUCCAUAGCAGCUCCCCCGACUAA